Molecule: messenger RNA, 2592 nt
Organism: Aspergillus nidulans FGSC A4
Lineage: Eukaryota; Fungi; Ascomycota; Eurotiomycetes; Eurotiales; Aspergillaceae
Product: protein aglF
Exons: 2
Coding region: 1-2592 (863 amino acids)
Molecular function (GO): galactinol-sucrose galactosyltransferase activity; alpha-galactosidase activity
Source: RefSeq, a predicted model, not a curated record
AUGCCAGUUGAUCUCACAUGCUACCCUCCUCUGGGCAAGGUAACCUGUCUUGAGGCUGAUAAGAUCAGAUUCACCAUCCUGAUAGAACCAGCAUCCCAAGGACAAUAUGAAUUCCAAAUUUGGCAUAAUAUAGGCCUCUCUGAGUGGGCAGCGCUGCCGCUCUCGGAGUAUCCAUCGGCCGCUCUCCCGGCUUUAAGCAGUCGACAGGACCCAGGCAAUCGCGGUGUUUUUGCAGGCGAGAUAUCUUGUCCGCAGGCAAGAUACGCGGGCAGGUUCACCGUUCGGUACCGUGAGGGUUCCGAAGGGGAAUGGCGAUGGGCAAACAAGGAACGAGGCUGUCAUGACGGCGAACUGGUCAUCGUCUCACGCGGUCUCUCAUCGGAACUCGCAUUGUCUUCCGCGCAAGAUUUCGCGAAUUAUUUUGACGGCCUGUCCCCAGAUAUUCAGGUUGAAGUCAGGAAGAGCGAGGCACCUGGGGCCGCGUUGUGGAACAUUUCCGGUCCAGUCGAGGAAGCUAGGGAUGGUCACUCGGGACUCCUUCGUCUGCCGCUCGGCACACCUUCCUCCAUGUCAAGAUUCUUUGCCCUUGCCCGCGUGGAAACCUCGUGGCUGGGCCCGAGACAGGGGAAAGACAAACUUAAUUUCACAGAGGAUGCUAUCCUACUCUCCUUCCUCCGCACGGACGGGGUACAUGUCGUGCUUUUGGGCGUCACUGUAGACGACACUCUUACAGUUCUUGGGUCCGGCCCAGCAGGCGAGGUGGUCAUCAAGUCGCAGAAUGAUAAUGCUACGCCGUCUCGAUUCCAGGUCCUGGCUGCUACUGCUGCCGAUUUCGAGGUUGCCACGAGUGCUUUGAUUUAUGAAGCAAGGAGGCUUGUCCGUCCGUAUGAAAAUACAGCCCAGGGUGGCCCUCGAACACAAUGGCUCUCGGAAUGGUACGACGGCCUGGCGUACUGCACCUGGAAUGGACUUGGACAGGACCUGUCUGAAGAAAAGAUCCUUUCAGCCCUGGAUGACCUAAAAACCGCCGGUAUCAGAAUUAGAACACUUAUUAUUGAUGACAACUGGCAAUCACUCGACAAUGAAGGGGCAGGUUCAUGGCACCGUGCUUUGACCCAGUUUGAAGCAAACUCCAAAGCAUUCCCAAAUGGUCUUGCGAAGGCAGUCACCACCAUACGGGAGCAACAUAGAAAUAUUGAGUAUAUCGUGGUGUGGCAUGCGCUUUUCGGUUACUGGGGCGGCAUUUCACCAGAAGGAUCCCUGGCAGCAAUCUACAAAACAAGAGAAGUGGCACUCAAUAGCACGACAAGGCCGUCCAUGCUAACAAUCGAUCCUUCCGAUAUCCAACGUUUUUACAAUGACUUCUACGCUUUCCUCUCCAGAUCCGGAAUAUCAGGCGUCAAAACGGACGCGCAGUCAUUCCUCGAUCUGCUCGCCGACCCCGAGGACAGAAGAUCCUACGCAAACGCCUACCAAGACGCCUGGACGAUUUCAUCGCUGCGCCACUUCGGUCCAAAAGCCAUAUCCUGCAUGUCCCAGAUCCCCCAAACAAUUUUCCAUUCGCAGCUUCCCACGAACAAGCCAACAAUCGUGGUUCGAAACUCAAACGACUUCUUUCCUGAUAUCGACGACUCCCACACGUGGCAUGUGUUUUGUAACGCCCACAACGCCCUCCUAACGCGCUAUUUGAACGGUCUUCCGGACUGGGAUAUGUUCCAGACGCUUCCCGAAAAUGGGCUGGACUAUGCAUCCUUCCACGCUGCAGCACGCUGUAUCUCCGGCGGGCCAAUCUACAUCACCGACAAGCCAGGCCAGCAUGAUAUACCACUCAUCAAACAAAUGACCGCGUCCACGAUCCAGGGCACAACAAUCACGCUACGCCCAGACAUAGCGGCGCGUACGCUAGACAUGUACCACGAUAUCAAGGAAGGCCAUAUUCUCUGCGUGGGGACAUACCACGGCCGCGCGGGAUCUGGGAGCGGUAUUAUAGGAGUGUUUAACGUCAGUAACAGAGUCGAGUCGGUGAUUAUCCCGGUUGCUGAUUUUCCGGGGAUAUACGAUGAUCAGGAAGAGACGGGGUAUAUUGUUCGUGCGCACAGAACAGGGAGAAUUGUGGGGGAGCUCCAUUCGUCAUCGGCGGUAUCGGUUACAUUGAAUGAAAGGAGAUGGGAGGUGCUAACAGCGUACCCCGUCAAAACGCUCACAUUCAAAAUGAACUCAAAAGAUAAGGAGAACGAGAGUAGCAUGCCUACGGCAGAUGUUUCUGUCGAUGUCGCGAUCCUCGGCCUUCUCCGCAAGAUGACCGGCGUUGCAGCUCUUGUCAGCUCAGACAUAUAUAUUGAGGACACUGGGCGUUUGCGUGUCGAUGUUGGGAUCAAAGCCCUAGGUGUAUUGGGGAUAUACUUCUCGUGCCUCCAAGAUUGGGAUAUAGACAAGCAUUUCAUGGUACUUGUUUCGGGGAAGCCGGUACCGAGGAAGACAAUUUGGAAGGAGGAUGGAAGGGUCCUCGCCAUUGAUGUCGAGGAGGCGUGGCAUGGGCUGGGACUUGAGGCAGGUUGGGGGAAUGAGGUAUGGAUUUCAGUUCUGAUGUGA